Pseudogymnoascus verrucosus is the source of this 366-nucleotide messenger RNA. RefSeq lists its product as uncharacterized. The transcript has a single exon. The coding region runs from base 1 to 366 and encodes 121 amino acids. NCBI's taxonomy places the organism in Eukaryota, Fungi, Ascomycota, Leotiomycetes, Thelebolales, Thelebolaceae. The record is from RefSeq and is a predicted model, not a curated record.
AUGUCUGAUGCAGCGGAGCGGAAUGAGACGCUUAUAGGCAUUUUCUCGGAACGUCGUCGUCAUUUGGACGAGAAUAUUUUUGAGAAUAGAUGGGCGAGCUACCGGCAUAAUAUGAAGAUGAUAGACGGACUCUCGUACCUAGGAGCUACAAGGAAUAGUGUGCUUGGGCUGGCGCUGCUCCUCCCGGAGGAGUUUGACCGGACUAGAAGGGAUAAGAUAGCGCCAGAUAUUGGCGAGUUGGGGAGUAUAGUGAAGGUGCGUGAGCUCCUCGAGCUUGCCCAUGAACUUGUCCCAUAUGUAAUUUGGGUUUUGAAUGGGUCGUCAGAGAAUGCACCUCCACCAUUGCAGGGCAUAGAGGUGACGUGA